AUGGCAGAAAAAGCAUCAGGAGCUACUCAAGCUCCUCAAAAGUCCUUAAGACCACCAUAUGAGCCAUCAGAUUUCCUUGUAUCAUACCAAGAUCAACCGUUUGUUAAAUAUACCAAUUAUCCAGUUGAUUUUUACAAUUCGUUAAAGUCGACAGACUUCACAGGAGCAUCACAGUUCAAAGGAAAGAUGCCACUGAAGUCUUUAACAGCGCUUGUUAAUGAAUUUAACGCACUUGACUUAAAACAAUUGAUUUCAGAGCCAACGCCAAUGAUAAAAGAGUUCAUAGAAUACGCUAGAAAUCAAUUCGAGCCUGAUUCAUACAAAUACAUCGUCAAUUUCUUUCAUCCUUUGAUUGUUCCAGAUAAUACCAAAAAAUUUGUUCUUUUCAUGGUUAAAAUCAUUCAUCUCGUCAAAGAACCAAAUAAAGUUCUGACAUGGUGCACGAAAUGCGUACUUCCACCAAUAUUCACAAGACAAACAAAACAAAAUAUCGUUGCCAUCUCAAGAUGCAAACAAGGCAAGAAACAGAACUUCUGGGCAGUCUUAGACUCUGACAAUAUGUUCUAUUUCUACGAAUUCAAAGGAACAGACUUCGUUGAAAAAACAAAGGGCAAAGUUGCAUUGAUUUCUCAAGGAAAGGACAAAUUAUCAGUUGAUAUUACAAGCGGAACCAAAGUUAUCUGA
This is a messenger RNA of Trichomonas vaginalis G3, 684 nucleotides long. RefSeq lists its product as uncharacterized. The record is from RefSeq and is a predicted model, not a curated record. The transcript has a single exon. NCBI's taxonomy places the organism in Eukaryota, Parabasalia, Trichomonadida, Trichomonadidae. The coding region runs from base 1 to 684 and encodes 227 amino acids.